Messenger RNA from Daucus carota subsp. sativus, 2782 nucleotides. RefSeq names its product pentatricopeptide repeat-containing protein At5g13270, chloroplastic. The record is from RefSeq and is a predicted model, not a curated record. Bases 210 to 2543 code for a protein of 777 amino acids. Lineage: Eukaryota; Viridiplantae; Streptophyta; Magnoliopsida; Apiales; Apiaceae. The transcript has a single exon. Gene Ontology annotation, molecular function: RNA binding; protein binding; zinc ion binding. Gene Ontology annotation, biological process: RNA modification. Gene Ontology annotation, cellular component: intracellular membrane-bounded organelle.
UAUAAUCACCACUUUGCCAUUUACUCUGAAAACUAACAUUCUCACGGAUGAUUCUCCCGGGCGAAGUUCCCCGGACAGCCACAAAAUUUGGAAAGUACGCAAAAAGCUCGGCUCCCAGGCAUCAAUGCUGAGGAACCGGGAACCAAAUUAUAAACACUGUCAUAAUAAUCUAUAAGCUGUGCCGAUACUUGUUCUGGUUGUGUAAAAAGAUGAUGAUGACGGGAAGUUUAUCAAUUUCAUUGAAUUCCUCACAAGUAGUGAUGGUAUCAGCAUCUCUAAACAAGUUGAAAACUGGUAGCUAUAAUAACAGCAGUGGCAUGAUGAUCCCUUCCUGGGUCUCUCUCAAAACCAAGACCACCCCUUCUUCUUCGACUGCUUCAACCAAAUUACACAACAAUGGGGGCGGCGAUCUCGAAAACAUGCAUUUAGUUUCGCUGGCGAAACAAGGGAAGCUCAGUGAAGCUAAUCUUUUUGUUCAUGAAAUGGACCAAGCUGGUAUUGCCGUUUCGUAUCGUUCCUAUUUGUCCCUUUUCGAGUCUUGUGCCGUUUCUAGAUCGUUAUUCUAUGCCAACUUGUUUCAUGCUCAUCUCUCGGCUAAGACUGAUGAAAAUAAUAAUGUUCCGGCCUUCGUUUUCAAUUGCAUUUUAAGAAUGUAUUGUGAAUGCGGAAGGGUUUUUCAUGCACACAACCUGUUUGAUCAAAUGUCGGACAAGACUUUCAGUUCCUGGGAUAUUAUUAUAUCUGCGUACGCGCAACGAGGAGAUUUGAGGAAUGCACUGCUGUUGUUUUCGAAUAUGCAAUUUUCCGGUCUACACCCGCAGAUAUAUUUUUCUCUCUUUAAGUCUCUGUCGAACACGUCUUGUUUGGAGGUAGGCAGACAGUUACAUUCUCAUGUACUUAGAGCUGGAUAUGCUGACAAUGAUUCUAUGAAAACAGCAAUUGCCAACAUGUAUGCAAAGUGUGGGUUUCUUAAGGGUGCCAAAUUGCUCAUCGAUCGAAUGUGUCAAAAGAAUGUUGUGGCUAUGACUGGCUUGAUGGUAGCUUAUGUUCAAGGUGGCAACAAUUAUGAUGCUUUUAGGUUGUUUGCUACAAUGGUGGAGUCUGGUGCUCAGUUGGAUGAAUUUGUGUUCUCAAUUACUCUUAAGGCGUGCGCACAGUUGGAGGACAUGGAAAUGGGACAACAGAUUCAUGCUUAUAUCAUGAAAACUGGGUUAGAACAAGAAGUAUCAGUGGGAACUCCUCUUGUGGACUUCUAUGCUAAAUGUGCAAGUAUGGAAUCUUGCCGUAAAGCAUUUUUAAGGAUAAUUGAGCCAAAUGAUGUUUCCUGGCAUGCUUUGAUUUCAGGCUAUUGCCAAAUUGGUGAGUUCGGCGAAUGUAUUAGAACUUUUACAUCUCUUAGGAGGAGUAAUGUGGUUCUUUUAAAUUCCUUCAUGUAUACCACCAUACUGCAAUGUUGCUCUGCUGUUGCGGAUUUCAGUUUAGGCACCCAAGCGCAUGGAGAUGCAAUAAAAAGGGGCUUAGUUUCAUAUCUACAUGGAGAAAGUGCCAUGGUAACUAUGUAUGCAAAGUGCGGUAGGUUAGAUUAUGCUUAUCAGGUCUUUGAAUCAAUAGUUCAACCAGAUGUUGUGGCUUGGACUGCUAUAAUUGCAGGUUGUGCAUGCCAUGGUCAUGCUUCUGAAGCUCUUAGGUUUUUCAGAAGAAUGCAAGCUUGCGGUGUUGGGCCAAAUGCUGUUACAUUUAUAGCACUUUUGACUGCUUGUAGUCAUUCUGGUCUAGUCAGAGAAGCUGAGCAGUAUCUAAAAGCCAUGAGUAGCACAUAUGGUGUAGAGCCGACUGUUGAUCACUAUGAUUGUAUGAUUGACAUAUAUGCUCGUGCCGGCCUACUAGACAAAGCAUAUCAACUGAUAAAAACAAUGCCGUUUCAGCCUGAUUCAAUGAGUUGGAAAUGUUUACUGGGUGGGUGUUCUGUUCACUGCAAUUUUGAGCUUGGGAAAAUUGCAGCAGAGGAGCUUCUUCAACUGGACCCGGAAGACAUUGCUGCUUAUAUUCUUAUGUUCAACUUGUAUGUAUCAUCUGGUAAAUUGAAGGAAGCAGCAGAUGUUAGGAGGAGGAUGGCUGAGAGGGACUUACAGAAGGAGGUUGGUUGUAGUUGGAUUACCAUCAAAGGACAAGUACACCGCUUCAUCGUGGGUGAUAAAUACCAUCCUCAAACAGAAGCUAUAUACUCGAAAUUGAAUGAACUGAAGGUCCCAAGAACAAAGAAUGAACAUGUAAUACUGAAUGAGGACGAUGUAGGUGACAAAUUGCCUGAGCGAAAUGAGCAACUUCUUGACCACAGUGAGAGACUUGCAAUAGCUUAUGGCCUUAUCUCAACUCCAAUUGACACAGCUAUUAUGAUUUAUAAGAAUCUACGCGCUUGUAAAGAUUGCCAUGACUUCGCAAAGCAUGUAUCAGGCAUUACAGGACGUGAAAUUGUUGUUAGAGACUCCAAUAGAUUUCAUCACUUCAAAUCAGGGGAAUGUUCGUGUGGUGACUACUGGUGAUCAUAUUAGAUUGGCAAAUUAGCUUCUGUGCUAGCCAAGCCCGCAGAAUGAUACUUGUAAAUAAAAGAACAAAUUUACUGCAGUUUCAUUUCUCUACAUUGGCACGAGAAGGUAUACAGCGUAACUGUGGACAGACCUGUGAUAAAGCUACUAGCCAAUGUCAUUAUUUUCAUCAAUUUGUUAUUUAUGAAAUAUGUAUUGGGAUUGUGUUGGCUUUAAUCAAGAAUAUACUUGCUAUU